UGCAUUGCCUACCCUGAUCCUUAACCCUGGUAAUGCUGCCUGGGGAGGAAAAGAGCAUGUCCUAAAAUUGUAUGUGAGAAAGUAUCUGGGUGGUAGCUGCUUUCUGUCACGGAGGAUGGUUGUUGGCUUUCCAUGUCCCAUAAGUGUUGUAUAAUAGCCCUGGUUCAUUAAAUUGAACCUCUUUUCAAAUGAACAGCUGUUCCUCUUUGUGGCAGGACUCUCACAGGUGCCCUAAGCAUACAAGAACACCACCGGAGGAGUGAAAGCUUCAUGGGGCUUUGCUGGGGUGCUCCCCCAGCAGGCAGAGCCAAUGGCAACGGCCUGCCCCAGGGGAUGGCAGCCCUGGGGCUGCCUUGGCACAGCACCCAACCUGGGCACCCUGGCCCCUUCCUCCUUUUUCAGCCCAAGAUGCUGCUGACUUUCCUCCGAGGUAUCUGCUGUCCACUCUUUACCUUCUUAGACCACUGUGUUUACCAACUACACCUGGAAAUACAGCCUUUCUGCACAUCUUUGUGUUUUUCCUUACGUUCCCAGUUUAUCCUGUGUUGAGGUUUCCUGGGGUUUCUCAGGCUGUGACGGACGAUGUUGCAUUAUUAUUCCUGUCUUAUUUUUCAUCUGUAUCAAAUAGUACGCCUUACACAAAGGAAAUGUAGUUUGAGGUACUCAGAAUAAACAGUGUGCACUGAAAUGGUUCUGAUUCACAUGUUGGGAGGAAGCAUAGGUUCCCCUCUCAUCAGUGAGAUUUGUCGCCAGUUACCACAUGCCUGGAAUUAAUUCAGUGUAGCUGCAGCUUUUACGUUAACUUCAUUGGAGCAGGGGCUGACAAGAAAGCAAUCUUCGUAACCCAAAAUAGGGUUCUGGCUUUUAACAUGGAGAGAUCCAGGGAAGUUGUCCGUAGUAGGUCCAAGACAAGCUCUCAACUUCCACCCAAACCGUGCUUCAGCUGCUGUAAGCCACUGCCGUAGUUGAGGUGCUUCUGUAGAGUGUGGGGCUGAUAAAAUAAGGAGUUACUUUCUCUGGUCGCUCUCCCUACUUUGGCCUUAGCUAGGAACGCAGAGAAAAUAUUUUUCUUGGACAUGACAUACUCUGAACACCUUACUUAUAUACCUCUUGCUUUAAAUAUUCUGCCUUUUUGAGAUUUUGUUAAAAAUCCACCCAGCCUUUUUGCAAAGGCCUGAGGUAAAACUUCACGCUCGCUUUGGAAAAGUGACAACUUUCUGCAUGAAAACUGGGACUGUUCCUUUAAACGCAACCCCAAUAUGUCUGGGUAUUUCAGCACAUAUGGGCCAUGAUGGUUAAACCUUACCCAGCUGGUCUGGCCGUUCUGCUGCGAAGUCUCCCGUCUUUGUUCGUGGCUAAAAGGGAGGGUGGUGAGAGACGGAGCAAGCUGUGAAUGCUGCGGGUUGCAAUCCUGCAAAGGCGGGCCGCAGGCAGAGCGGGAGGAGGUGAGGCAUGCAGACCUGGCAGCCUGGCUUGCCAUGCCAGAGGGGACAUUUUCCGUGGGGAAGAUGAUGUUCUUGGAAGUAUGAACUCGAAGGGGCCUUUAAACUUCCUAUGGGCACUUUGUUCUCUGUUUUCUAUCCUUCUCCUUUCCCCCUCCUGCCUUUUGUCAUUUUUCAGGCUGGCUCUCACACCAGUCCCCUCUUCCCAACCUGUCCCCUAUAGGGACAGCCCCUUUCAGAGGCUUGUGUGGUGCUCCUGCAAAGGCAGAGACGUGGGAUGGACAGGCUUUCAGACAGGAUUUUCCCUACCAAGGGAAGAUGAGAGGUUUCCUUCCCUUUGGAGGCCCAGGAAGUACCCUGUGGUGGGAGUUCUAUGGGGAAAUGGCGAUGCUGUCAAUUACUGGGGGAUCUAUGGAGUUGCAGGUGCGUGAGCUCCCUGCAGUAGUGGGUGGCUGCUGCCAGGCUUGGUCAGGGGCUUGUGCCCUGCCCCUCCUGCUGGGGCAGGGGUUGCUGGCAGGACGCUCGGGUGCUCUGGCUGCCCCCUGGGAAGCCCCCGCCACCCAUGCAGCCCUGUGCCAGAGAGGGACUUCGCUUCCUUUCUUCUUCCUCCCGCACAGCCUAAAUACCUUCUUAAUUUCAUCUCAUUAUUUCCUGCCUAAAUAAUUCCCAUUUCUCCUGGGGACCAUAUUUAAACCUUUGAUCUUCUCUGAAGUCUCACAGUCCUGAUCACAUCCUUUCUAUUUACAUUAAUCAAAUGCCUUUUUGACUCAUGGUUUAUAAAUUUGCCAACAGAUGAAUGGAGGCAGCCGCAAUACAGCACACCUUGAAAUCACCCACUGUGUCUCUGGACGGAGCCAGAGCGCCCUGGGCUGGUCCAGAACACCUCUGGCCAGACCUUUGUGUGGAAGGUCCUGCCUGGCUCCUUGUCGCAUCUCAUCUUUGCCCUGCCUCCCGCCUGGCUAAGCGGCAUCGCCUGGGCUCAGGCCCAGCCAGGGAAUGGCCAUCCCCAGGUCAGGAGAGGGUGAGUGUGCCGGCAGUUGAUGGAUGCCGUCUCCUGGGAGGGGGGCACAGCUGCUAUGCUGCACAGCCCCAGCUCCCCGUCUCCCAGGGGUAUCGCUGAUGCACGGCAUGAAGCGGGACUGCAGAGCACAGCUGGAGGGGUAGAGAAGAGUGGCCGCAUAGGCACCGGUGUCCCGGAUACUGGCUCAGUGCUGGGGUGUACCCUGGUGCUGAGGCCGGUGGUGGAAGGGCUGGAGGAAAGGAAGUGGGUGUUGAUGAAGAUGGAUGCGGCAAGGAUGAAUGUGUCGCUCUCUCAUGCAGCGAUGGAGAAGUUGGGGAGCAUGCUGUCCCUGAGCCUGGAGGAUCAUGGCAGCGAGGGCUGAAUGCUUCUCCUGACUGAGACAGGGCUGUGGUAUGGAAAUACUCAGGAGAGGCCCCUGCAUCACAGGCUAUGGUGCCAGACCUCUCCUGCCUCUUUGCUGUGGGUGCUGGCCCCACGUGUGUUGUACAAGGCACAGGGACAGACCUCCCCUCCAAGCCUGUUAGGGAAGCAGCUAAUUAAGCUCUGUAGUGUCCCUGAGAGGUCAGCAGGAGAUAUGCCAGUAUCGCAGCCAUCUCCCUGAGCCUGUGCCAGAGCAGCAGCUUUGUGCUGUGCCCUGGGACAGGGAGACCUGCCUUGCAUCUCCUUGUUCAGAUGUGCUCUGAAUUUGAUGCUCUGCGUUGAUGCCCAACGCCCCAGGACAGACACCCUGAUGUCCCCUGCCUCAGCUGGGCUCAGGAUGGAAGGCUCCUGCCUGGGUUGUCCCAGUGGUCCCACGAGCCCUCAGCAUGGCUCCAGCGAGGCCGGGCAGUGGGGAGAGAGCCUUUACAAAUAUUAUUGUUGUUAUUACCCAUAAAUAUAUGCAGGCACUUAACGACCUUGGCAUGGAGCAUUUCCUGGGGAUUAAUGACCAGUUGGCUUUAAUAGUCCUUAGCUGCACCUCAGGCCAUCAGCUCCUCCCAGCCCAUCAUUAAUCCACUGGAAAUGUCUCAGGCAUCGAUCCUCAUUGCUUAAUUAAUAAAUGCAACUUGUCUCUCCGCCUGAGAUUUACAGAUACGCGCUGCUUCUUUCCCUGCUGCUUUGAAGGUGACUUUUUUAGCACAGGUCCCUCAUGCCAGGAGGCCCUCACGGGUCUUUGUUUCCUGGCAUUCAUAUGGGUGUGGGUCAUGGCAGCAGGAAAGUCUUUUCUCUCCUGGGCAGGAGGGAAGGAACUGAAACACUGCUGGGUUUGGGGUUUCUCCUGCUAAUGUGGAACAGCACAAGGAGUACAUCUUUCCCACCGAAUGCAGAGGCUUGGUUACAUUCAGCUGAGUGCAUCCAAGAGCCUGGGCAAGAGGGAGUGUCAGCUGGCAUGGAAAAAACAUGAUAGACAGCUCCAAAAGGUUGCUCGGCCACUGGUGAGGGAAGAUUUGCCUGCCAGAGGAUGGGGUGCAUGGGGCUGGGCUGGCUGGCAGCACUGGCCAUGCUGUGUGGGGCUGUCGGGGAUGCUUCCAGCAGAGGCUUCCUCUGGAAAAGGGACAUUACAUCCACCUCUGUAUCCCCCAGGCAUCAAAUGUGGGGGGGUGCUUUCCGCACCCUCUGGCAAUUUCUCCAGCCCCAACUUCCCAGAGCCGUACCCCUAUGAGACGGAGUGCACGUGGCUGAUUGUGGUGGCCGAGGGCUCCUCCAUCCUGCUCUCCUUCAGCCACUUCGAGCUGGAGUACCACGCCACCUGCGCCUAUGACUACCUCCAGGUCUACAACGGGGCGACCCGGGACCAGGGCAAUCUCCUGGGCACUUUCUGUGGCCGCAGCCCCCCACCACCCUUCGCCUCUGCCUGGCACAUCAUGGCUGUUGUCUUCCACUCUGACCGCCAUGUGGCCAAGCACGGCUUCGCAGCUGCCUACCGAAAAGAUGCUUGCGGUGGGCAGCUGACUGGGCUGUCCGGGGAGAUCACCAGCCCCCGCUAUCCCGAGAGCUACCCCAACGAUGCCGAGUGCCGCUGGAGCAUCAGGGGGGCCGGCAGUGGCAGUCCCCUCACCCUGGUGUUCGCUGACUUCCAAGUGGAGGGGGGUCAGGGCUGUGGCUUUGACUAUGUGGCCAUUUUUGAUGGGCCCACCACUGCCGCCCCCUGCCUGGGACACUACUGUGGCAGCGCCCGCCCACCCCGCACUGUCUCCUCCGCCCCACACCUCCUUGUCCUCUUCAAGUCUGACUUCAACAUUGGUGGCAGGGGCUUCAAGGCCCAUUUCUACUCAGGUGAGUGCCAGGAGGUGUUCACCACCAUCAAAGGCAAUUUCUCCAGCCCUCAGUAUCCCAACUUCUACCCCAACAACCUCAAGUGCCAGUGGAGCAUCCAGCUGCCCCCAGGCUAUCGCAUCAAGGUCUUCUUCAUGGACAUGGAGCUGGAGGGCCGGAGCAGCCUGACAGACAGCUGCGACUACGACCACCUGGCCGCCUUUGAUGGUGGUGCUGAGAACGGGUCCCUGCUGGGGCAGUGGUGUGGGCAGGAGAGCCCAGCACCCAUCACCUCCAGCCACAAUCAGCUGCUGCUUGUCCUCCACACCGACCGCAACAUGGCCAAGAGAGGCUUCUCUGUUGCCUACGUGGGAGUUGUGCCCGUGAACGUCAGCUGCACCCGGACGGACUUCCACAUCCAGAUCCCUGUGCAGUCCCUGGCCCAGCUGGAGAGGAAUAGGAUUUAUUUGGGGAACCCCUCCUGUGCAGCACAGGUGGUUGGCAGGAACUUCAAAAUACACACCAGGUUUGACACCUGUGGCACCGAAUCCCAGAAACGCAACAACACAUCCGUCAUCAUCAGCACCCUCUACAUCGAUUUUUCGGUGGGCAACCAGGAGGACAUCCACCAGUACGAGGUGCAGUGUGAGCCAAAGAGGAAGGAAGCCUCAGUGACUCUCAUUGCCGGCCCUGAACCAUCCAGGCUCAGCCAGGCAGAAAACCUGGUAGGUGCCCAACAGCAGGAUGGUGGAGUGAUGGACACCCAUGAAAUCAAGAGCCAGGACACCAGUGACAUUGUCUUCAUCAGCAUCUGCAUCCUGGCUGGGCUUCUCAUGGUCAUCGCGGUGGUGGGGCUCGUGCUUCUGUAGGAUGCUGCUCCCCAAACCUGUGAUGCCAGCCCUGGUUGGGGUGGAAACACGCCCCAAAAACCCACCCUCACCCGAGGCCGAGCACUAACACAGCUGCUUAAAUGGAGACACAGCUCCCAGGCCCUGAAACAGAGCCUGAACUCAACCCCCACCUCCUCCCAGCGCCUGAAAAAUCUGGGCAAUAGCAGCCGUUUCCCUUCCCAAUUUGUUUUCCUCUGUCUCAAUCUGUCUGUUUGGCUCAGGAGUGCAAUUCUUGCGCUUACUAACUCUUCCCGCACCUGCUUCAAUUUGUUUUCCCUCUGGUGCUGCUGCUGCUUUCGGGAAAGUAACAUUGUUUGCUGAUGGCUGCGAAUCAUCCUGUCAAUUACUUCUAGCUGAAUUCUUGAAGGUCCAAACCAUCUCAAAUACAGUGAUAUUCCCAACAAGUAUUUUCCAUGCUCUCACCCAUGCUCGGGGGGGUACCACUGAGCUGUGUUAUAGGUAUCUCCACUUGGCUGUAGCUCAUGUAGAUGCUUCCAGGUGGUGUUUCUGGAUGUCUGCAGGUGAUGUGAGGAGAUCCAUUCACCGGAUGCCCUGGAGCUCCUCAUUUGGUGUUCGCAUGUUGUCUAAUGGGCCCAUUGCUCACAGGACUCACCUGAGUGCGUCAGCCACCAGCAGCUGGAGGGAAGGAGAAUGA
Phalacrocorax carbo (great cormorant) is the source of this 6243-nucleotide messenger RNA. The record is from RefSeq and is a predicted model, not a curated record. NCBI's taxonomy places the organism in Eukaryota, Metazoa, Chordata, Aves, Suliformes, Phalacrocoracidae.